AUGCGGCGGCGGCGGCGGGGAGCAGCGGCGGCGGCGAGGGCGGAGGCGACGGUGGUGGCGGUGGCGACGGCGGCGACGGCAAGGCGGACAGCGGCGGCGGCGCGGGAGAUGCGGACGGUGACGGCGCGGCGACAGCCAGAGCGGACGCAGGCGGUGGCAGCGGCGGUGGCGGCGGCGAGGGUGGCGGCGGCGAGCGACGGCGAGGUUGGCAGCGGCGGCGGCGGCGGCGGCGGCGGCGAGGCUGGCGGCGGCGGCAGCAGCGGCGAGGGCGGUGGCGGCGGCAGUGGCGGCGAGGGAGGGGGCGAUGGCGGCGGCGGCGGAGGGGGCGAGGGUGGGGGCGGCGAGGACGACGGCGAGGGCGGCGGUGGCGACGACGGCGGCGAGAGCGGCGGCGGCGGCGAGGGCAAGGGCGACGGCGAGGGCGACGGCGGCGGCGGCGAGGGCGGCGGCGGCGGCGGCGGCGGCGGCGAGGGCGGUGGCGGCGACGGCGACGGCGACGGCGGGGAUGCGGGCGGCGACGGCGAGGUGGGCGGCGGCGGCGGCGAGGGCGACACGGACGGCGGCGGCGGCGACGGCGAUGCUGAGGGCGGCGGGGGGACGGCGAUGCUGAGGGCGGCGGGGGGACGGCGAUGCCGAGCUGGAGGCGGCGGCGACGGCGAGGCGGACGGCAGCGGGGGCGACGGUGAGGCGGACGGCGGUGACGGAGAUGGCGAGGCGGACGGCGGCGGCGGGGACGGCGAGGCGGAGGGAGGUGGCGGAGAUGGCGAGGUCAAGGGAGGCGGCGGCGAGGGCGACGCGGACGGCGGCGGCGGCGAGGGCGAGGCCGACGGCGGUGGCGGAGAUGGCGAGGCGGACGGCGGCGGCGGGGAUGGCGAGGCGGACGGAGGCGGCGGCGACGGCGACGCGCACGGAGGCGGCGGCGGCGGCGGCGGCGACGCGGACGGCGGCGGCGGAGAUGGCGAGGCCGACGGCGGUGGCGGAGAUGGCGAUGCGGACGGCGACGGCGAUGCUGAGGGCGGCAGCGGCGACGGCGACGCGGACGGAGGCGGCGGCGACGGCGACGCGGACGGGGAUUUGGCAUCGCUCCGGGGUGUAUACUGGGGGGCGUGA
Messenger RNA from Emiliania huxleyi CCMP1516, 1110 nucleotides. RefSeq lists its product as hypothetical. Lineage: Eukaryota; Haptophyta; Isochrysidales; Noelaerhabdaceae. Bases 1 to 1110 code for a protein of 369 amino acids. The record is from RefSeq and is a predicted model, not a curated record. The transcript is spliced from 2 exons.